AAUUUCGAUGGAAGCAAUUUCUCCAGAUCGAACCGAUUUCGUCUGUCUCGUCUGUUGCGGUAUACACUUGUUUCUCCAUCGAAGCAAUUUCGAUGCUCCAUCGAAGCUCUAGAUCGAACCGAUUUUGAAGCUCCGUUGAAGAUUCAGUGAUUUCCAGUGAAGAUUCAGAUAUUCGAAGCUCCAUCGAAGCUCAGAUCGACCCGAUUUCGAAGCUCCGUUGAAGAUUCAGUGAUUUCCAGUGAAGAUUCAGAUAUUCGAAGCUCCAUCGAAGCUCCAGAUCUGAACUCUGACCCCUCGAUUACUCGCAUUUCAAGCUUAAAUCGGUUGAUGGAGGAUCCUGCUGCAUAUGGAAAGUUGGGGCUGGCCAACCUUUUGGAACUAAGGGAAGACUGCUUGAGGGAGUUCUAUUUUGCUGAUGCCUAUAGGAGCAUAAAACAAAGGGAAAAUGAGGCAUCACUUGCUGUUCUGCCUGACCUGCUAAUGGAGAUUGAUAGCAUGAAUGAGGAAACAAGACUGCUUACCCUAAUUGAAGGUGUUCUUGCUGCAAACAUUUUUGAUUGGGGAUCCCGUGCCUGUGUUGAUCUCUAUCAUAAAGGAACAAUUAUUGAAAUAUAUAGAAUGAGUCGCAAAAAGAUGCAAAGACCAUGGCGAGUGGAUGAUUUUGAUCUUUUUAAGGAGAGAAUGUUAGGGUCUGGAGACAAGAAACCUCCACCACAUAAAAGAGCACUACUCUUUGUGGACAACUCAGGUGUUGAUGUGAUCCUGGGAAUGCUUCCACUAGCACGGGAACUCCUCCGAUGGGGAACUGAAGUUGUUCUGGUUGCAAACUCAUUCCCUGUACUAAAUGAUGUUACUGCUAUGGAGCUUCUUGAUAUUGUGGCUGAGGCUGCCAAGAUUGUGGGACAGUUGAAAUCCUUGCAGCUUGUUGCAAGCCUAACAGCAGAACGAGAUGGUGAAAUUCGGAAGGCUGCUUUAAAUACUCUAGCUACAUGUUAUAAGACCUUUGGCUCUGAAAGAUCUGUAUACACACCUGAUUCCCAUACAGAGAGUAAAGGAUCUGUAUACACACCUGAUUAUCUACUACCUGAUGAUGAUAAGUUUUUUAUUUUAAUUUUUUGUAUUUCUUCCCCAAAAUGAAACAUCAGGUUUUCAAUUAACCCCUUUUCAUGAUAGAGGAAUACAUUUUUACGGCUUUUAUAGUUUGUUUUUUAAUUACUAAUGCACCAGGAUCCUUGUUUUUAUUUUUAUUUUUUUUGUUAAUUCUGUUCAUGCUGCCAUUAGUAAAAAAAUUUUCCCCUUCCUCUGAAUUUUCUUGUACUGAACAGGGUAUGAAUGACAGAGUUGUCCCACCCUCAAUGACAGAUUUUGUGCAGCGGCUUCUACCAGGGACGAUGGUGCAUAAGCUCCUUUACGACGGCCAUUUCACCUAUUAUUAUUUCUGUGACGAAUGCCAUAGACAGAUUUAGAGAAGUCAUUUCACCUAUUAUUAUUUCUGUGAUGAAUGGCCAUUUCACCUAUUUACAUAACAGUUGGAGAUGGUGGAAACAUAGAAACACCUGAUGUUGAUCAUGCAGAUGACAAAUGUCCACCACAGAAUACUUACCAGAAAUUGGAGGGGUAUGCCAUUUGAAUUUCUCGCCUGGCCCUGCAAAAGGCAAAUUUUGUUGGGACAUAAAUAUGAACAUUUUAGGUUAAUUUCUAGAUUUACUCAAUCCUUUAAAAUUGGUAUGUACAGAUUUACAAUAAACAAAUCACUGAUUUGUUGGAUCCAAGCCAAAGAAACCUCCAGGUAAAGCUGUUAUGUCAAUUUUUACUUUUCCUUUUACGUUGUUUUGUAUAAUUUUUACUUUCUAUAAUUUAUUUCUUUUUAAUCAAAGUAUAGGAAUUUAGUUGGA
This is a messenger RNA of Camellia sinensis, 1895 nucleotides long. The record is from RefSeq and is a predicted model, not a curated record. Lineage: Eukaryota; Viridiplantae; Streptophyta; Magnoliopsida; Ericales; Theaceae.